AAUACCUUCAAGGUUAUAAACAAAUAAUGUUAAAAGUGACCCCAAAUAUUAGCACUAUGACCAAAAUUGCGAUGAGAAUCCAACAAAAACUUCAAACUCAUUUAGAAGCACAACAUUUACAAGUGAUAAAUGAAUCUUACAUGCACAAUGUUCCCAAAGGAUCGGAGACUCACUUUAAAGUAGUAGUUGUUUCAAAUAAAUUUACAAAUGUACCAUUAAUAAAAAGACAUAGAGCGAUAACUGAUGUGCUGAAAGAAGAAUUAAACAAUGGAGUUCACGCUCUUUCUGUGGAAGCUAGAACACCUGAAGAAUGGGAGAAAAGCACAAAAAGUGUACAACCUAGUCCGUCAUGUUUAGGAGGAUUUGGCAAAUAGAUUUAUUAAUUUCGUAUUUUUUGUAUAUAUUUAUGUAAAUUUACAGCGAUAGUAAAAUAAAAGUAUAUUUAUUA
Molecule: messenger RNA, 448 nt
Organism: Diorhabda sublineata
Lineage: Eukaryota; Metazoa; Arthropoda; Insecta; Coleoptera; Chrysomelidae
Product: DNA-binding transcriptional regulator BolA
Exons: 1
Coding region: 27-374 (115 amino acids)
Cellular component (GO): mitochondrion
Source: RefSeq, a predicted model, not a curated record